Molecule: messenger RNA, 1607 nt
Organism: Emiliania huxleyi CCMP1516
Lineage: Eukaryota; Haptophyta; Isochrysidales; Noelaerhabdaceae
Exons: 11
Coding region: 21-860 (279 amino acids)
Cellular component (GO): membrane; cytoplasm
Source: RefSeq, a predicted model, not a curated record
ACUACGGCCGCACGCUGCGGAUGACCUUCUUUGGCUUUGCCUUUGCCGGACCCAUCCUGAAUGGCUGGUAUCCGCUGCUGCACAAGGUGACGGCCGCCUUUCGGCGAAACUACCAGCCCGUCUCCGUGAUCCCGCUGCCGCAGUGGCUCGAGAGCCGGCUACCCGGGUGGGUGCCGUCUCCUCCAGCGUGGGCUACCAUCGUGCAGGUGGAGCAUCUCGCAUCACCGAGCGACCGCGCGAGGGAGGUCGCCGUCAAAGUCCUCUUCGACAACCUCUUCUUCCAGGCGCCCUUCCUCACCUGCUACUUUGUGGUGACGGGGUUCCUCGAGGGGCUCUCGCCCGCCGCCGUCUACCAUAAGACGCAGACCAACUUCCACGCCGCCUGGGCGUAUGGCGUCCUCCUCUGGGCCCCGCUGCAGACGGCCAACUUUUGGUUCGUGCCGGUCGGGCUGCAGCCUCUCGCCGUCAACAUCGUCAAUGUGUUUUGGAAGGGCUUCCUCUCCCUUCUCAACCACCGGCGCGACUACGGCGGCGACUCAGCGAAGGCGGCGCCGGCCGAGCACGCGGUCCGCCAGAGGGAGGCGCAGCAGCGGCUGCAGGUUGAGGAGCUAGAGCUCGAGCUCGCGUCGCAGAGGAAGGUCAUCCUCCGCCUGACCCACGAACUCGAGCUCUGCGAGAGCCAGAGCUCCUUCCAGGGUAGACAGCCGCCCCGCAUACGCGCCGCCGGUGCAGCUCCAGCUCCGCCGCCCGAGCUCGCCGCCUCCGGGGAAGGCGCAGAUGAGUACCAGCACGAGAAGCCGCCGCCCGCGCCGCCCCCGCCGCCGCCGCCGCUGGCUUGUGCCAGCAGCGGGGCCAGCUGACGUCGUCAAGACAAGCCCUUGCGCUCUCUGAUCAGAACCCAGCCUUCCGGCUUUUCUCUUCGUCUUCCGCACGACUCUUUCAGCAGCUACCAACUUUUUUGGUGGAAGCCAGGAAGGGGGCAGGUUUUGUUUUAGGCCAACGCUAGGUUGAGUGUGUUUGAAUUUGGAGCCAGCUUUCUCCGAGUGUCUCGAGAGGCGAGACAAAUUGCACCGACCACACAACGGCGGCGGUCGCGGCGGAGACCGGACCCCCCGCCCCCCCGGACGGCGGCGCCCGGCGGACCGGCCAUGAGCAUGACAAAAUACGUCCUAUGGCGCUGUGCGCUGGUCUAAGGAGCUUCAGAUGAACCGGGAGGAAAACAACGUAGGCAGUGGCAGUACAAAAGAAGGAGGGGGUGCCUCCAGGCGUGCCGGAGGAGGACCCUCCGGCAACUCGAGCCGCCGGAAUGCCGCCAGCCGGUGCCGCUCGCAGCAAUAGGACAAGUCGUUGAGCAUGUAGACGCUUCCGGCAAUAGCAACCCGGCACUCGGUGCAGAUUUUGCGGGCUGCGCGAGGAGGCGAAGCUGGUCGGAUCUGAGGUGCCACCAUCACGUCAGCGGUCGUGGGCGUUUCUUGAACAUCGAGAGCAGGCGCAGCCCACGAGCUCUCCUUCUGCCGAAUCGUCACAGCGCCAGGGCGUAGUCCCAAUCGAGCCUUGGGCUUGCCAAGAGGCUCUUGCGCGUUGCGUGCGAGCCGAUUCUCGGGCAU